AUGUCGCCCGCGACGAGGAUUGACCAUCUCCCCGUCGAGCUCCUGCGCGUCAUCCUCUCCACCUUGCGUGAUUCGGGCGCCUACCAGUCCUCCCUAAAGCAAGGCAGUUUGGUGAACAGUAGAUGGAGAGCUGUGGCUCAACCGCUGUUGAUGCAAGACAUCCACAUCGAUAGCGGCGUCGCCGCUCGACGGCUCAUCAAGUCCGGCAUGCUCGAACGUCACCAGCAUGGCACAGUGCGCUCGUUCCGACUCGGAUCCAUCACUGGCGUCAAGACGUGGGUGAAUCACAUACGCAUCAUCCUGAUCGAGAUGACGCACAGUAAGUCACCACAACUUGAAUGCGGGCCAUUAUAGUCAAGAGCUUCCCCUCGACAUCACCGACUCCCUGACAAAAUUUCGGUCGAGUCGCUCCCACAGGCUUGCACCAUCUUGAGCUGGUUGGAAUUCAUGGCAUCGACCCAGGCUGGUUCAAAAGUGCCUCCUUUCAAAGUAGGUAAUCCUUCGUGAUUCAUCGGCGAUGCUCCGAGGGUUUUAUUCCAAGCAAGCCCGCGCUGACAGGCACUGCUGAGCCCUUUCUCCGUCGACUUAAUCCAGGUCUUCGCUCGCUCCGAUUGAGCUCGUGUACAUUCGAUGGCGAGCUCGAGUCCGGCACGGGUCGUCUUCCUCCCGCUGCCGACCUGCCCAACCUCGAAUCGUUGACGGUGGAACAAGAGAACGACUGGGCUUACGUCCUCCCUCCCUGUAAGGCGCCGAGGCUCGAGUCUCUCGCCCUGAUCCACACCCGACCGAACGCGUCCUUCAAGUUUGAAGACGAAGAGCUCGACCGCGAAUCGGACGUCGCAUUGAUUCAAACCAUGCCCGAGCUGAUCGUCAUCAAGCUUGUCUUGGACUAUCGUUGGCACCUUACCAAAUUGUCGAUCGAGAUCGAUCUUGCCGUCUGCAUCAUCGAACCGAUCAUCGCAACCAUAACGCGCCAUUGCGAGCACUUGAAGGAUCUUCACCUUCACCUCCAUGAUUCCUUAUUCGUACCCCACUCCAGGGUGCGCUUCCACAAGGAGCUCUUACAACGAAUCGUCGCCACCAUUCAGCAGUCGAAGCUGCAACUCGAGACCUUGUGUCUGACGGGAUGGGACGAAGGAAGUCUUCCAUCAAUCUCGAUCAAUACCUAG
This is a messenger RNA of Microbotryum saponariae, 1169 nucleotides long. NCBI's taxonomy places the organism in Eukaryota, Fungi, Basidiomycota, Microbotryomycetes, Microbotryales, Microbotryaceae. The record is from the annotation of a GenBank genome assembly.